Messenger RNA from Kluyveromyces marxianus DMKU3-1042, 2358 nucleotides. It is a transcript of the gene MDL2, whose product is annotated as ATP-binding cassette permease MDL2. Gene Ontology annotation, molecular function: ATP hydrolysis activity; ATP binding; ABC-type oligopeptide transporter activity. The coding region runs from base 1 to 2358 and encodes 785 amino acids. Gene Ontology annotation, cellular component: membrane. The record is from RefSeq and is a predicted model, not a curated record. Gene Ontology annotation, biological process: transmembrane transport. Lineage: Eukaryota; Fungi; Ascomycota; Saccharomycetes; Saccharomycetales; Saccharomycetaceae. The transcript has a single exon.
AUGGCAACGAUUAUGAGACCUUAUUGGGCAUUGGGAGGUGGAAUUGCGCGUAAUUUCGUGGUAGUAUCAUCAAGGACUUUCCAUGUUGGGAGUCGUUCAGCGAUGCUAAGCGAGGGAGUUGCGCGCCCAUUUUGCUUUCCUAAUAGUCAAAUGAAACAUUUGAGUCGCUUUAACCGGGUGACAGAAUUUGGUAUAGGAAUACGUCGUUUUGGAGUAUCUGUACGUGUUAGAAAUACUUCGGAUAAGGAUCAGCAGAUUAGCAAAGAGACUGCUAAGAAUGCGAAGGGAAGUGGUAGUGGUAGUGGUAGCAGUAUUAAGGGCGUUUCUGCUGGGUUUGCGGAAGUUAAAAGGCUUUUUUACCUUGCGCGACAUGAUUGGAAGAUGAUAGUUGUUGCGGUGGCACUCUUGACGGUCUCGUGUACGAUUGGGAUGGCAGUACCGAGAAUUAUUGGGUUAGUGCUAGAUGCGACGAAAAGUGCUAUUACCAAACGCAAUGACGAGGAUGGAGAGAAUAGGACACUCAGUCUAGAUGAUCUUCCGCCCAUUGUUGGGGAUCUACGCUUGUACGACUUUUUCUUAAUAUUCGGAGGAGCAUUGCUUGUUGGAACGAUGGCUAAUUUCGGGAGAGUCGUGCUCUUGAAGAUAUUAGGUGAGCGUUUGGUUGCAAGAUUGAGGUCGAGCGUCAUCAAGAGAACGAUGCACCAUGAUAUGGAGUUUUAUGACAGGAAUAAAGUCGGGGAUUUGCUAUCGCGGUUAGGUGCAGAUGCAUACAUUGUGUCACGGUCUAUGACUCAGAAUAUAUCUGACGGGUUUAAGGCCUUGAUUUGCGGUGGUGCAGGUAUCGGUAUGAUGGUGCACAUCUCUAGUUCUUUGGCUAGUGUUCUCUUCUUGUUUGUUCCCCCUUUACUCAUUGGUGCUACGAUAUAUGGUAAUAAGAUUAGAGCCAUCUCUAGAGAAUUGCAACAGGCUUCUGGUAAUUUGACCAGAGUUGGUGAAGAACAAUUAAGUGGGAUCAAGACCGUUCAAUCUUUUGUAGCAGAGGGGAAAGAGGUUCAUCGCUACAACGAUGCGGUAAGGCAAGUGUUUAAGGUUGGUAAAAAAGAAGCCUUCACGAAUGCCACAUUCUUUAGUGGUACGAAUAUCGUAGGUGACUUUUCCUUUUUACUCGUUUUGGCGUACGGUUCGCAUCUUGUAUUGCAAGGGAAUCUCACUAUUGGUGACUUAACGGCCUUCAUGCUCUACACCGAGUAUACUGGAAGUGCGGUGUUCGGUCUCUCCACUUUCUACUCUGAAUUGAUGAAAGGUGCUGGUGCUGCAACAAGAUUGUUUGAAUUAAUUGAUUAUAAGCCAACUAUAAGGUCUACCUCCGGUGAAACUUUUAAACCUAUCAAUGGGAAAGUGGAGUUCAAGGGCGUAUCUUUCAGUUAUCCAACAAGGAAAACGAAUCAAAUUUUCAAGGAUCUAAACUUCACAAUUGAACCUGGAUCUAAUGUCUGCAUCGUCGGUCCUUCCGGAAGAGGUAAAUCUACAAUUGCUUCAUUGUUGCUCAGAUUCUACGACCCAACUUCAGGGCAAAUUCUAGUGGAUGGUCAAGAUAUAACAAAACUAAGUUCAAAAUCACUUCGUAGACACCUUGGUGUUGUUCAGCAAGAACCUGUACUAAUGUCCGGUACUAUUAGAGAAAAUAUAACCUAUGGUGUGAAUAGAGAAACAACAAUGGAGGAAAUACGGUCAGUAGCGAAAAAGUGCUUUUGCCAUGGAUUCAUCUCAAAGUUCCCUAAUGGGUACGAUACAGUUAUUGGACCGCGUGGUGCUUUACUAAGUGGCGGGCAAAAGCAACGGAUUGCUAUCGCUAGAGCUUUGUUGAAGAAACCUAAAAUUUUGAUCCUAGACGAGGCCACCUCCGCUCUUGAUGUAGAAAGUGAAGGUGCCAUCAAUUAUACCCUUGGAAGACUAAUGAGAAGUAAGGAAAUGACUAUCAUUAGUAUUGCUCAUAGAUUGAGCACUAUCAGAAGGUCCGAGAACGUUAUUGUUUUGGGUCUCGACGGUUCUGUAGUCGAAAUGGGUAAAUUCAAGGAGCUAUAUGCCAAUCAUGAGAGUGCCUUGUAUAAACUAUUAACUGAACCAUCAGAACAACAUCAUGCGCAACAACAUAACCUGAAUUUUGCUGCUGGCACUGAAGCUGCUAAAGCGUCAACCCAAGACGGUCAAAACGUGAAAACAGCAGAUCAAAAUGGUGAUGUAGACGAAGAUCAACGUUCGCAGGAUGAAACUGAUAAAAGAGUUAAAGAAGAAGUCAUUCACCAGGUGUUAGAGGAUAUCAGCCAUGAUCAGAAAUCUUCAACCCUCAGACCAUAA